This is a messenger RNA of Anopheles marshallii, 2881 nucleotides long. It is a transcript of the gene side, whose product is annotated as nephrin. Lineage: Eukaryota; Metazoa; Arthropoda; Insecta; Diptera; Culicidae. The transcript has 15 exons. Gene Ontology annotation, molecular function: protein binding. Bases 1 to 2853 code for a protein of 950 amino acids. The record is from RefSeq and is a predicted model, not a curated record.
AUGUCGCCACCCAAUCAAAAUUCAACGGGCGGCUCGUUAAAAUCCGAUCCAUCACGGUUAAAGAUGUAUCGAUGUCACAAGCGGCUCGAUUUACAGCAGCAGCAUCACAAAUGCAAAAGCUACCGAAGAACGUUAUGGACCGGUAGCGCCGGUCAGAUCGCUGCUGAGUGUGUGCCACCCGUGGGCCACCCUCAUUGUGAACCCUCGGCACCAGGCGUGGAGUCUUCCAGUGGUAGUGACGGUUGCCAACGGUUGGUGCAAUUCGAUCCGGUGUGGCCACCGUACACCAGCAGCACCCAAAGUGGCAGUCUCCCCACCGUUGGCCGUCUCCGACCGGGACGACGCAUCUCGCAGCAGCUGUUUUGGACCGCCGUCCUGCUUCUGUGCGCUGGCUUUUGUACAAAGACCGGAUGUGACGAUACGGAGCAGUUCCAGAAAAACAGAAAAUUUACUCCUACAACCGCAACAGUCGACACCAUUCCAGCGCGCAUCGUAUGGGCAGCGAUUGAUCACGAUGCGGAGCUACCGUGCGACAUUACGGCACCGUCGUCACAGGAUGGCGUCAAGCUCGUCCUGUGGUUUAAGGAUUCCACCGGAAUUCCGCUGUACAGCUUGGACUCGCGCAGCGGUGUACCGAUUUCGGCCGCCCAACACUCCACCAUCGCGAACGAUCUGGGCCAGCGGUUGUUUUUCUCGGUCGGGGCAACACCGAAGGAGGCCCGCCUGCAGAUACGCAACAUCAAAACAUCCGACGGUGGCGUCUACCGGUGCCGGGUGGACUAUUUCAACUCGCCCACGCGCAACUACCGAGUCAAUUUGACGCUGGCUGUUCCACCAGAAGAACCAAGAAUAUUCGAUGCACAGGGUAAGGAAAUAUCAACCGUUGCUGGACCAUUUCGGGAGGGUCAUGAACUGUUUCUGUCAUGCCAAGUCUCUGGAGGGCGUCCACCGCCGCGCGUCACCUGGUGGCGAGAUGGUGUCGAAAUUUCCAGCACCAGCCAUCCAUCCGCCGUCGAAGGCACCUCGGCCAUGGUUAAUCAACUAUUCAUCAGCACCGUCACGCGGGACUUUUUCGGCUCGAAGCUGCAAUGCCGCGCGGCCGGUUCGAAGCUGGUGCCGGCCGUCUCGAAGGAAGUCGCCAUACAAGUACACCUGAAACCUCUGCGAGUGAAAAUCAUUUCCCCGAACGAGUUGCUGACAGCGGGUCGCCCGGUUCCGAUUCGAUGCGAAGCGUGGGGUUCCUUUCCGGCGGCGAAAGUCGUUUGGCUGCUCGAUGGCGAACCGCUGCGCAGUGCCGACAUUACGGUGCACACCGACAGCAAUGAUUCGAAUUUGACCUCCAGCAUACUGACGCUGCGCGUGACGGCGGAGAACGACGGUGCGGAGCUGACCUGUCGCGCUUCUAAUGCGUGGUUUUCCGGUGGUGCGAUCGAGGAUAAGCGCAUCAUAAGUGUUGCAUACGAACCGGUCGUAUCGGUGCAUCUGUCCAACGAGGAUCCGAGCCGGGUGAUAACGCGUGCUGAGGGUGAGAACGUUACGCUCAAAUGCCGUGCGGAUGCGAGACCACCGGUCACUUCCUUUUCCUGGUACAAAAACAACAUGAGGAUGUCCGGAGAAAAUGGGGAAACCUUGUACUUGACACAGCUGGAGCGGGAAAGUGCCGGAUCGUACGCUUGUGCCGCUUCCAACACGGAAGGUGAAACGCGCAGCUCAUCUCUAACGCUCAAAAUACAGUUUGCACCGCGUUGCAAGCCUGGCACGGAGCAAACGUCGGUCGGUUCGCUCAACAUGCACUCGCUGCACGUCAAGUGUGAGGUGGAGGCUGACCCACCGGACGGUGUACGGUUCAGCUGGACGUACAACAACACGCGUAACGUGUCACCGGUGCUAAACUCGCGCAUCAGUUCGCACGGGCUGGUCAGCACCAUGACCUAUCUGCCUCAGUCCGACUCGGAGCUGGUAACGCUGGCCUGCUGGGCGAUCAACAAUGUCGGCCGACAGACGGUGCCAUGUCUGAUACAUAUUUUACCUGCAAAGAUUCCAGAUGCGCCCCGGAACUGCGAACUGCACAACGAUACGGUGCUGGAGGUGGUGUGCCUGGCGGGCAGUGACGGUGGUCUAAUGCAGUCGUUUCUGCUCGAGGUCGUCGGUGGUGUGGCACCGCCCGCUUACAAUCUGGACUUUACCCGGGGCCCACCGACCGAGAUCGAUAAUGAAAUUUCCACCAUGAACGAUCAGGCCACAUUAGCACCAUUAUUCCGAAUCCAGGAGCAGAUACCGCAGUUUAAAUUGCACAGCUUAGAACCGGGCCGCGACUAUCAGCUGUUGGUGUACGCCGUCAACGCAAAGGGCAAAAGUGAUCCACCGUUCGUUAUCGAUAAAGUGCGCGUCGGGUCGGCGCUGGUGCCACCGUACGUGGAUGAAACCAUCAUCUCCGAGGAUCCAACACCGGCGGAAACUUCCCACCAGGACAAGCAGAAGCAACAGUCGCAGAUGGUAAUGUUUGCUGCUGUGGCGGCUGCCAUCGGUGUCAUCAUAGCGUCCAUUAUCGUUGCCGGGUUCGUCGCGAUAUGUAGGCUCAAGCGGCAGAAACCUCCCGAACCUCAGGAAGUUCGGAAGCGAAUGCGACCUGCCCGAACCGAUGUGCCAUCGAUGUACGCCGAGGACGAUGUAUUCGAUGAUGAGUAUCAGCGGCAGCUGGAUGUACGCUGCAGUCGUGCCUCGUCCACCAUUAGAAGUAGUCGUUACGUAUCGGAAGGAUUUGUACAGUAUUCACAACCUAGUCUUAAUGAUCCCGAUCUAAUAUUGCCGCGCGGGGGCGACAUCGAGUUCACCACACUAUCAGGAGCUUAACACACGCUGCAGGCUGACCAACGGACAC